Molecule: messenger RNA, 3492 nt
Organism: Podarcis muralis (Common wall lizard)
Lineage: Eukaryota; Metazoa; Chordata; Lepidosauria; Squamata; Lacertidae
Source: RefSeq, a predicted model, not a curated record
GAGGCCCCCGGAGGUUGCGCUGGGAAAGACAGGAAAGGGGAUCCCGUCCUGCCUUAAAUGAUCGACUCUGCAAGGGGCUGCCUGGGCUUCCCAUGCAUUUUAUUUUGCACGGCUUGCGGGGCGCGGCUGUCUCCCUGGGGGAGCCUUGCUGCAGCCCCUGAGGCAGAUGUUCAAUAGGGUGAAAAAGAAAUCAAGAAACCAGGCUGUAUGGAACGGUCUGGGGUCUGCUGCAUUUGGGAACAAAGGCCAUCAGAAAAGACAAAGGCAUGAAAAAGGCUGUCAGAGAGAUUCCGGACUGGCCUUCCUGUUUUACGUAGAGGCAAGUGACAACAUAUGCCAGCUUCGCUGGAAUGUCUGUGAAGCAAGAUUCUCAGCCUAUUUCUCUUUCCCCAAAGACACUAUAAGAUGGCGCUGGACUCCAAAACAGGUUGUGCUUCCAUGACUGAGAGUGAAGAGAUUUCCUUGCACCUCGAGCUCUCCGAACCCGGAGCCUCACCUGACAGAACCAAAGAGAGCAUUUCCACGUCUCAUGUGUCGGAAGAUGCAUCUGUAGAUCUCACAGGUAACCCAAUGGAUCAGAGGAGGAGUGUAUCCCAAGAAGGACUCUCGGCAGAUGUCAGUGAAUCGGAAAACGUGCAGGCGCUUGGGAAGGCUGGCAGACGCAAGCUGCGCAUCGGGGAAAGUACAGAGCCUGUUUCCCAUCGCCUUAGACGUCAAAGAAUCUACAAACCGGAGAAAACCCGCAAAUGCACGCAUUGCGGGAAGCACUUUGGCUGGAGGGCAAACCUUUUGGGAGAGAAAACCCAGGCAAGGGCGACAUGCUCAAGUUGCGGAGAGCUGAUGAGUCAGAGCACGCAGCUCCCAGCAACCAGGAAAAUGCGCAAGAGGGAGAAAGCGCAUCAGUGCACUGCCUGCAAGCAGGUCUUUGUGGGGAGCUCAGAACUGGCCGUGCAUAAGAAAGUCCACCAAGCAGAAAAGCCGUACAAGUGCCUGGAUUGCGAGAAGCGCUUUUGCUCCAAGGCGAACAUGCUCCGGCACCACCAGAUCCAUACCGGACAGAAACCGUAUCAGUGCUUGGUUUGCGGGAACACCUUCCGGCAGCAAGAGCAGCUCAUUGCGCACGAGAGAACGCACACGGGCGAGACACCCUUCCACUGCGUGGUGUGCGGGAAAGACUUCAACAGGAAGUCGGUCUUCCUGACACAUCAGAGAAUCCACACGGGCGAGAGGCCGUACAAAUGCUCCUUCUGCAACAAGCGGUUCAUCCGCAGGGCCUACCACGCCAUCCACGAGCGAAUCCACGCCCGGGAGAAGCGCUACAAGUGCUCCGAGUGCGGGCAGAGCUUUAACUGGAAUUCGGAGUUCAUCGAGCACUUGAGGACCCACACCGGAGGGAAGCCCUACAAGUGCCUGGGCUGCGAGAAGCGCUUCGGCUGGCACUCGGACCUUAUCAGACACCAGAGAAUCCACACGGGCGAACGGCCCUACAAGUGCGCCCACUGCCGGAGGGGCUUCGUCCAGAGGGCGCAGCUCCUCUUGCACGAGAGGACCCACACCGGCGAGAGGCCCUACAAGUGCUCCUACUGUGGGAAAAGCUUCAGCCGCAGCUCGGUCCUCAUCAGGCACCUCCUGCUGCACACCGGGGAGAAGCCGUACAACUGCCUGGACUGCGGGAAGAGCUUCUGUGAGAGGGCCCAGCUGGUGUCCCACGAGGUGACGCACGCCGAGGAGAAGCCCUACAAGUGCGCCGACUGCGGGAAAAGCUUCAGCUGGAAGUCGGCCUUCACUCGGCACCGGAGGAUCCACACGGGAGAGAAACCCCACAAGUGCCCCGAUUGUGGAAAGAGCUUCAUUCGAACCACCCACCUUGCCACCCACCUAAGAACCCACGGGCGGGAGGCAGACAGCGAUGCUUUAAUCGGGGAGGACAUUUUAAAUGAAGGGGGCGGCUUAAUGUAGAAUGAAGAAUCCCUGCGAGGAACGGUGGCUUAGACACGAGGGCAAAUAGGGGGGUGUCCCGCCAACCUCGCCAGCCAGACUCCCAACUACCCGACUUCCAGUCCAGGGGGUGACAGCGCCGUCUGUCAGCUUCCUCUUUAGUCUCCAUGUUUCCCUGGAAGAAUUCGGCAGGGAAGAUGGCAGGACAGAAAUAGAAUUAGUCGGCUCUGCCUGACAUUGGCUCUCUGGCGCCACCUACUGUCAGGCUUCCACCAAGCUCAACAGUCACCAUCCACAACUGCAUACAGAUGGGUAGCCAACUCAACAUUCGAAGCUUUGGGCUGGCAUAACAGAGCGCGACCCAAAAGCCCUCUGAACAAAUCGUAUCUCAGCCGCGAGUUCACUAGUUGGCCUUGGCCAAGCGCCCACUUUUAAGAGCCUCGACUUCCCCAUCUAAACACUCGUGUGAAGAAUUCUGGGAACUGUAGUUUGUUAAGGGUGAUGAGAGACAUUAGGGGACACACACACAUCCCGGCCACCUAUUCCCCUCACAGGGCUUACAAUUCCCAGACCCAAUUUUCCAUCCUUCUUCCCAGGGAGUUGUAGCUUUCUGAGGGAGAAUAGAGGGGAUCUCCCAACACUCUUACAGUUCCUGGGGUUCUUCAGGAGAAGCCAUGGCUGUUUAGAGUGGUACAAUGCUGCUUUAAGUGUAUCGUGCAAGUGGAGCCGCACUGAGAGAAUAUAUCAGCAGUAUGCGUUUUGUAUGGCGAGGGAGAAAGAACCAGGUUUGGAGGGCAGAGAAGUGUGGGGUGGCUGAGCUGGGGUGGCAGGGCAAAAAUUCACUGCAGCCCAUCAAAGGAAACUCCGCGCGAAUCUUCAGGCCCAGAAGAGGAGCCAUCGUUGCUGUUGCAGCAGACGGAGAUUCACAACUAGUUCCCAAGAUUUGGUCUUAUGAGGCAAAGGCGCUAGUCCUCAACAUAAGAAUGUGAUGUAUACGUCUCACUGUUGUUAUUAUUUUGUUGGUUAUGUUCUUCUGUUUCCUUGUGUCCAAUGCAGUCUUUACUUCUCUUGAGCUCAUCUCUUACAUUGCUUGAUAAAGCUAGUUGGUUUACUCCUUUCUCACUCUGCCCCCUGUUAACGGAGCUGGGAUACAAAGAACAUGCAGGUUUUAUGCUGAGUGUAAAUGUCACGGACGUGUGCUUGGAGUGUAUCUGACACACAGACAACUUUCUUCUUAGGAUCAGGACCAAGGAAAAUCUGCUGGUAUAUUUUUUAGAAGAACUCAGAUUUGCACAGCACUGAUUGGCCAGUACUUGUGUCAGUCCUGAAUUUUCAGAGUUGGGCUGUUGCACAGCAUUGACUGACUGUCACUCGUGAAACCACAAACCCUCCCUGACUGGAACAGACUAAAAAGCUGCUCAUUUAAUCUGGGAGUAUUAUUAUUAUUAUUCAAUCAAAACAUUUCCAGUCAACCGAUCUAACUAUUGGAUGAACUUAAUGUUGCAGCCCUAACUGAAACACACACAAACAUUAAAUAAAACAGAUUAUGUAUUA